AAUCAAUAUGUUCAAGUACAGGAGAACGUUUUGUACCAUAAACAAGACUCUUAAUUAUUAUGAGAUCUUAGAUGUGAAGCAUACAAGUGACAUUGCUGAAAUCAAGAAGUCAUAUUUUGACCUAGCUAAAAAGUAUCACCCUGAUGUAAACGAUGCUAAUGAUGCUAAAUUCAAAUUUUCUCAGAUUUCAGAGGCAUAUCAGGUGUUAUCAAACGAAGAAUCAAGAGAAAAAUAUGACCAAAAGAUGUCAAUAGCUAAAGCAGCUUGGACUGGGUUACAUACGCAAGAAGCUGUGAAGAGCAAGCCUCGUGAAAGCAAGACAGAGUAUAAUCCUGAUUAUGAGGACUGGGAAAAUGAAGCAUUUUGGAAUGAUAGAUCAAAAUUUGAAGAAGAUACUUUCGAGCAUCUAAACAGGUAUGCUAAAGGAUGGAGAAACCCUUUUGAGAAAUUUUCAGCAUCUAAAACAAAUGUUAAAGGAGAAAACGUUAUCGUAAUGGUAGAUAUGUCAAUAGAAGACAUAAUAAAGGGAGCUAAUAUGAAGGUAAAAUAUAACUGAAAUGUCCAAUGCAACCACUGCAAUGGCACCAAAGCCCAUGAUAUUUCAGAAUACGUUAAAUGAUCUUCAUGAGAUGGAGCAGGCUACAUCUCUAGCCAGACCACUUCAGAAGAGCAAAUUUGAAAAUAAAUGUAAUGGGGCAGGAGGUUUUGCAAGAUCAAAGUGUAAAGUAUGUUUCAAUGAAGUACCAGAAGAGACUAUUGUAAGAGAAAUUUACAUACCUCCUGGGUCUAUCGAUAUCCACACAAUUCCUGGAUAUGGUCAUUGUAGUAAGGCUAUUCUCGGCCAGUCCGGAGAUUUAAAGGUAAAAAUAAACAUCUUAAAAUCAGAAUAUUUCACCCUUAAAAACUAUGACAUUCAUUUAACCAAAGAAUUGUCAAUUUCAGAAGCUAUUUUGGGUGGAAAAGUGACUAUUCAGACCCCUCAUGGACCAAGAUCUAUAAAGGUUCAAAAAGGAACUCAAAACAACGAAAAAAUAUCUAUUUCAGGACUAGGAAUUCCUUAUGAAGCUAAUGUAGGAAAAUUGUUCGUUAAAUUUCAUGUCAAAAUUCCGACUCGGCUCAGCCCAGAGAUGGAAGCCUGCAUUCAGAAAUAUCAUGACUUAGAAGAAAAAGAGGAGGGAGAAUAUGAAGAGGUUAAAGCAGAUAAAGUAGAGGAGAAGUCUAGCGGGUGAGUUAUAUUCUAAGCAGAAGUUCAAUUUAA
This is a messenger RNA of Moneuplotes crassus, 1258 nucleotides long. The record is from the annotation of a GenBank genome assembly. NCBI's taxonomy places the organism in Eukaryota, Ciliophora, Spirotrichea, Euplotida, Euplotidae.